AUGUGUACUGAUGCAUGUCCGUCCUACGCAGGCGUCAAGAAGGUUGAAACGAAUCUUAAAGAUCAGCUUGUCCUCAUCGAGGGCACAGCGCCACCUAGCUCGAUAGUCACUGCCAUCCAAGCUACUGGUCGGGAUGCGAUUCUACGUGGAAGCGGCACAUCAAACAGUACGUUAUACCUCCCCUUGGGCGGACAGACUUGCGAGGGCGGUACUGAUCUGGUGAUGCGAUACGCGACAGGUUCUGCAGUCUGCAUAUUAGAGACGCACUCGACGGCCGUAUCGAAUAAGAUCCGUGGACUGGCACGCAUGGUGCAGGUGUCCUCGAACCUGACUCUGGUAGAUCUGACCAUCAACGGGCUGGCACCGGGAAAAUACUGGGCGACUGUCCGGGAAGCGGGGGAUAUCUCGCGAGGCGCAGAAUCUACGGGGGGUAUCUGGGAGGCCUUGAAGGCUAAGGUAAUGGGUUCCGAGGCGCCCAAGGAGCCGCGCGGCGUGUUUGGGAGUGUGGAUGUGGAUAACAAGGGCCGGGGGAAUGUCUUCUUGGAUCGACCGGUGGCGAUUUGGGAGCUGAUUGGGCGGAGUAUGGUCGUAUCCAAGAGCCAGGAAGGCCCAUUUCAACGAGAGGAUCCUGAUACGUUAGUCGGUGUGAUCGCUCGCAGUGCGGGCGUGUGGGAUAAUGACAAGAUUGUCUGCUCAUGUUCGGGGAAGAAUGUAUGGCAGGAGCGACAGGAACAGGUCUCUCAGGGAAUGGUGUAG
Molecule: messenger RNA, 756 nt
Organism: Aspergillus viridinutans
Lineage: Eukaryota; Fungi; Ascomycota; Eurotiomycetes; Eurotiales; Aspergillaceae
Product: copper chaperone CCS1
Exons: 1
Coding region: 1-756 (251 amino acids)
Biological process (GO): removal of superoxide radicals
Cellular component (GO): cytoplasm
Molecular function (GO): copper ion binding; superoxide dismutase copper chaperone activity
Source: RefSeq, a predicted model, not a curated record